This is a messenger RNA of Ciona intestinalis (vase tunicate), 1821 nucleotides long. NCBI's taxonomy places the organism in Eukaryota, Metazoa, Chordata, Ascidiacea, Phlebobranchia, Cionidae. The record is from RefSeq and is a predicted model, not a curated record.
CAUGUUCGCUACUUAUCCUCCAAACUCUUAUGGCCGUAAUUUUCACAUUCCUUCCUUUACUACGGUAUUGUGACGUAUUUGACCGGAUAAUGGGGAUUGUGAUUUAACUUGCGGUUACUGUGACGUAACAAGCAGGUCUCUUAUCCAUUGUCGCGUACAUUCCAACCUAACGUAACCAUAAACGCGCUACAAUACGUGAAGUUACUGCAAGGACAAACUUAUCGCGUGCGUUUCGCGUAACCACUGGUGUAUUGAUGACGUCAUAAACGAUUGUGUUACUCCGUCAUAAUUAAGGAGAAACGUUGAUUUAUAUACCUCACAAUCGAAGCGAUUGCCAACGUUGCCUAACAACGAAAAUGACCGAAUUUCUUGAAAUAAUGUCAAAUAUUCCGUUGUCUUUGCAUUGUUAUAUUUAUAAGUUGGUUCUUUAAUACAAUGACAUAAAACCAAUCGAACUUAAUACACAAUAAAUACAACGUUUAAUAUGUACAUAUAACAUUAAAUUGCCCCCUGGUAUAAAACCGCGACUUUUCUGACACCAACGUUUUGUCUGCCAUACAGAAAUACUCUAUCAUGGUCAAAUGUAAUGAAUAAUUUUAUAAUAAAUGAAGUAAUUUAUAUUUAUAUACGUUAACACACCACCAGGUUCAAAUGCUUUUGAUCAUGAAGCAUUUUCUCCCGGAAGUUUUUAACCCGCCCUCCCAACCUUACGGUUGCGUUCAAUAUAUUACCACAGCUGUUGUUGGUAAGGGAACCACCAUCGUGCAACUCGCCACCGUUGCCAACCUUCCUCACCGCUAUACUGGUAACCGGUUAUUCUUGGCACGGCGACGCACGCAUGGAUCUGAAGUGAAAUGGGUGGAUGGUGGAAAGAGUCUUUAUCGUGUUGAACUAUCCUUGGUGUCCACCAUAUACACUGAUGAUCAGCAUAUUCACAACUUCUUUGAAGCUUCCCAAAGGUUUUCCACAUCAAGCAGUGAGCAGGAUAUGAUUAAGUACUUGAAGACAUUGCUGGCAGCAGGACACAGCUCCAUGGUCCGAUACCUGCCCACCAUACUCAACAGGUUGCUAUACCUCCUAACACAUGAAGGUUUUACUGCGGAUGGCCACACCAAUUGUAUGAAGACCCUUAUACAUGUAGUAGCUACAUACCAUGAUACUGGACAUGACAAGUUACUACAGCAAUAUAUUAAGUACAUGUUCGUGACCGCACCGUGGGCAAACUACAAAUGCAAAACCAUCCACGAGGAAUUAGCAACUGGAAUGCAAUCGUUGUUACGACCGUCCACUGCGGAUUUCCUCUCCGCAAACAAAUUACUCCUUCAUUCAUCUUUCUUCUUUCAAAUUAUUGGGAAGAGUAUGGCCCAGCAUCUUAUACAGGCUAACAAAUUGAGUCAAAGUCGCAGUGAGAGGUUCCCACUUUCCUUCCAACAUUCUGUACAAAGUUUAUUAACAACAACAACCACACAUAUUGUUAAAAAAUGGAAGACAAACUAUAGUGACGUCCACAACGCAAACUUAAGUUUGGCAAACUUUGUCAAGACUUGUUUCACUUACCUGGACCGCGGGUUUGUGUUCAAACUUGUUAACUUUUACAUGGAGAAUUUCAACCCUGGAGAUGCCAAGGUUUUAUUCGAGCUAAAGUUUGAAUUCCUCCAAAUAGUUUGUUCGCACGAACAUUUCAUACCACUCAACCUUCCUUUUGCUUGUAGCUCUAAAAGUGCAAGGAACGCCGAUACUGUGCGGAUAAACAAAGGUGGUCAAAAAGUUCGAUUACGAACUAAACGAGGUUUGAUGCAACCAUGAACCAUUAUACAAACC